Molecule: messenger RNA, 2562 nt
Organism: Endocarpon pusillum Z07020
Lineage: Eukaryota; Fungi; Ascomycota; Eurotiomycetes; Verrucariales; Verrucariaceae
Exons: 3
Coding region: 1-2562 (853 amino acids)
Biological process (GO): regulation of fungal-type cell wall organization; activation of GTPase activity; signal transduction
Cellular component (GO): cell cortex
Molecular function (GO): GTPase activator activity
Source: RefSeq, a predicted model, not a curated record
AUGGCGACAGAGAGGUCGCAACCGGCAGCGGCCACGCAACAGGUACAACAGCCACCACAUCAAGGCGCUCCAGCAUCUACUGCGGCAUACACGGCUGCCUCCCCACCAUCGAAACGAGAACUGGCAUCGUGGUGGAAGAAGUUUCGAAAGAAUACUGAAAAGAAUGAAGAGAAUGCUCGAAUCUCGCCGGGGAUUUUUGGAGUGCCUCUAGCUGAAAGCAUUAGAUACGCCAAUGUUGCAAUUUCUCUUACGAACGAAUCGGGCGAAAGCUUCAUCUAUGGCUAUGUUCCCAUUGUGGUUGCCAAAUGUGGUGUCUUCCUGAAAGAGAAGGCAACUGACGUGGAGGGAAUAUUCCGACUCAGCGGUUCCGCGAAGCGAAUCAAGGAUCUUCAGACCAUUUUUGACUCCCCAGAAAGAUAUGGUAAAGGGCUAGACUGGACAGGAUACACUGUUCACGAUGCAGCAAACAUUUUCCGACGGUACCUUAAUCAGCUUCCGGAACCAAUCGUGCCGUUAGACUUCUACGAACGCUUCAGAGAUCCUCUUCGAUCACACCAAGCGCAAGCAGUCGGUGAUAUGGAGGCUCAAGAGCAUGACGUUGGAAACUUUGAUCAUAAUAAUGCGGUUUCUACAUAUCAAAGAUUGAUCACCGAGCUCCCGCCUCUCAACCGCCAGUUACUGCUCUAUGUCCUUGAUCUGCUGGCUGUGUUCUCAUCAAAGUCGGAUCUCAACCGGAUGAAUUCGGCCAAUCUUGCUGCCAUUUUCCAGCCUGGCAUCAUAUCCCACCCUUCACAUGAUAUGGCGCCGAAGGAAUAUCGCCUCAGUCAAGACGUGCUCAUCUUCCUCAUAGAGAAUCAGGACAACUUCCUAUUUGGUAUGAGCGGCACAGCUGUCGACGAAAAAACUGUGAAGGAUAUGGAAAGUGGACCACCCACAAUGGUUUCUCCUAAGGCCACCAUGGGUCGUUCAGCCUCGAAUGCUAGUGCAGGCGCAGAUAGCUUACGAAAGUUUGGACGAAGAAACUCGGUGUCUUCAAGGCAUUCAAAGGCUUCGACUGGUGCCCCUAGCCCUGGCACUCCAGGCACUCCGUUGACAAAUACGACUUCGGCAGGUGGUGUGCAACGGAGCAACACAUUGCCAACCAAGAAAUCUCCAGCAUUAGCCUCGGCAAGAUUUCAGAGGUCAGUUGAGCCUGCUACAGCAAUGCCUUCAGACCGGACUCCGGUAUCAACCACUGGAAUAGUUGCCGGAAGGUUAGCCGUUCAACAAGCAGAGUCGCCCGACACACCUUCGUAUUCUAAACCGACGAAGGAUCAGGAGGUUGUGGAAGAUACCAACCGCAACACAGCACCAGGGACUGAUACUACGCCAGAGCAGAAGCCUAAGCUGCCAAAUCUGCCCACCAACCUGGUGGUGGUUCCUAGUGUAAAGAGUCCUACUCGAGAACGCAAGAUAUCUCACCUCUUUGCAAGGUCACCCAUUCUUGGCCCUAGAGAAAGCGACAGCGAACAGAAGGAUGGACGGCAGCCCAACAAGCUGAGAAAGAAGCAACGAUUACCUGGGAGUGCCAACGACAGUGCGCAUAGCUCGCAGAAUUCAUUACAGGCAGACGUCGCUGGACCUCAGACGUUCCACACACCACUUGCUUCUCCUGAACUUCUCAGUCACAGCCGACCCGAUCCUCUUGCAGCCUUUCAUCCUUCUGUAUCCAGUGACACCGCUACACCCACUGCAGAAGCGCCAUAUGGCAUUCGACAUUCUGAACCUGUUACUACCCAGGACACUAGUGGGCAAGAUCAAGCUGGCAGUAACCUCCAGCCACCUAGAUCCCCGGAAACGUCGGUCCACUCUCGCUCAUCAUUUUCAGACUUUGAAGGAGGUGAAGAUCUGCCCGUGAAGAGUAGUGGCCACCGCCAUCGCUGGCGCUUCUCUUCUUCGCAGAAAAAGAACGGAGAGUCUCCACUUGCACCUCCUCCUCGAAUCGGACAGAAUGCGGGCGCUCGAGGCAGCAACAGUUCUCUUGGCAGUUCACAUCGACCUCGCAAGAGUUUCACAGGUGAUUCUCAACAGACGCAGCAGACCGGAACCGACACUUCCAGCCAGCGUGCGAAUCCGCCCCCUCGAUUGAGCCAAGAAUCAUCCGAGCUCCUCAAGGAUAGUGGCUCCGAGCCGGAAAAGAAGGGCUUAUUUGGGAAAUGGAAAGCCAAGAUCGCACAUUCAAAAGAGGAGAGAAAGGAGCGAGAUCUGGAAAAGGAGAGGGCAAAGAGUCCAGGAAGAAGUGAGGGCGAACGUACUGGAUCAAGGCACAAUCUCACCGCUUUUGCACAAGACCAUCUGCCUCAUCGAGGGAGAAGCAUGGAACAGCAGAGGGAAGCCGCGCUACCAAGCGUCAGCGAGACUACUCCUGGGACUGAUACCAUGUCGCCCGUGCCGCCAACACCCGUUACAGCUAUCAAGACUGUGGCAGAGACGACUCAUGACCAGGUCACAGCGAAUGUGCAGGGCCAGACAUCAACAGCUCAGUCACCGACGACUGCAAGUUCGAAAGGAAAGGACCAAUGA